This is a messenger RNA of Apiotrichum porosum, 834 nucleotides long. RefSeq lists its product as uncharacterized. The record is from RefSeq and is a predicted model, not a curated record. Gene Ontology annotation, molecular function: enoyl-CoA hydratase activity. The transcript has 5 exons. Lineage: Eukaryota; Fungi; Basidiomycota; Tremellomycetes; Trichosporonales; Trichosporonaceae. Gene Ontology annotation, biological process: fatty acid beta-oxidation. Gene Ontology annotation, cellular component: mitochondrion. Bases 1 to 834 code for a protein of 277 amino acids.
AUGACCCAAUUCGCGCGCCCACCACCCGCUAUCCCCAACAACAUUGCGAUCCUGUCGUACCCUUACCCCAAUGUCCUGCACGUCGCGCUCAACCGCCCAAAGGCAUACAACGCCAUGAACCGCGAGUUCAACAAUACUCUCGCGGCCGUGUUUGACUGGUAUGAGAACGAGCCAAGUCUGCGUGUUGCGAUUCUCGGCAGCACAAACCCCAAAGCAUGGUGUGCCGGGGCAGACCUCAAGGAGUGGAAGGAUACAAAUGCGGACAACACGCCCAAGCCUCCGGCCAACAAGGUCGGAUUUGCGGGCAUGUCCACGCGUUCUACCCGCAAGCCCGUCAUCGGUGCAAUUAGGGGUGUGGCCCUGGGUGGAGGCUCCGAGCUCGUCAUGAACCUCGACAUCAAUGUUGCAGGCCAGACGGCAACGUUUGGAUUUCCAGAGGUCAAGCGCGGUGUCAGCAUCAACGCCGGCGGUCUCCCGCGCUUCGUCCGGCUGGUCGGACACCAGAAGGCUGCCGAGCUCAUACUCACGGGACGCAACAUCCCUGCCAAGGAGGCGCUCGAGUUGCGCAUGAUCAACGAGGUUGUGCCGGACGCCAACGUCGAGUCGCGCGCGCUCGAGAUCGCAAAGAUCAUUUCGUCCAACAGCCCCGACUCGGUCAUGGCGCUGCUGUACGGCAUCCGUCUCACGGCUGAGGCCGGCAGCCUGCAGUCGGCAUCCGACCUGUACGACCAGUCCCUCCAGGUCCGUACGCUCCUCGCCGGAGACAACAUCAAGGAGGGCCUCCUUGCAUUCCAGGAGCGUCGUGAACCGCGCUGGCUCCCCAGCAAGCUCUAG